CCUGGCUAAACUCACGCCGGGGCCCCACCGAGGAGGGGACACCGUGGCCGGGCCUUUCCCAGCCCCACUGGGCCAGAUGCUGUGCCAGGAGGAGCAGUGACCUUUUUCCUUCUCUUUCAAGUCCAGAUAAACUUGGAACUCUCCACGGGAGGCACGCGGAGGCCUUUCCACUGGACCUUGGGCUCCCCCUGUCCCCCCCCUCCAGGCCGUGUUGUGCCGGUGGAGCUGCGCCUGCCAACCGUUUCUCAAGAACUGGAUCCCCUUGGCGUGGGUUCCCGUGGCGGUGACCCUCCAACAUGGGCAUCAAAGCAGCGUUGCCUGUCUAUGAGCUGGGCAUGUACGCCCUGGUCGUAUCCUGCGCCAUCGCUUACAGCGGGAUGGAGAUCUUUGAAACCUCCAGAGACAGCAUGAACCGGAAGGCCUUCCGAGGAAACAUAAGACCAGGGUGGCAUUACUUUGGCAGAAAGAUGGAUGCCGCUGACUUUGAAUGGGCCAUGUGGUUUACUUCAUUCAGAAACUUCAUCAUCUUUGCCCUUUCGGGACACGUUCUCUUUGCCAAGAUCUGCUCCAUGACUGUUCCUCGGCACAGGUCGGAGGUGUACAUGGUGUACGGGAUCCUGGCCGUGCUGGGCACCAUGGGGGGCUCCUACGUCAUGAUCAUCCUCUCCCACUGCCUGCUGCUCUACACGGUCGCGCUGGCCAGGCAGAAGUGGCUGUGCCUGGUCGCAGGCCUCUGCAGCCUGGCUUCCUUCAAGCUGGAGCCGUUCAGCACCUGGCAGAACGGGUUUGUAACGGGCACCUUUGAUCUUCAAGAUGUCCUCUUUUACGGAGGCAGUGGAUUCACCAUCAUGCGCUGCAUGAGCUUUGCCCUGGAGAACUGUGAAAGGAGAGAAGGCAAUUACUCCAUCUUCGCCCUGCUGAAAUACAAUUUCUACCUCCCUUUCUUUUUCUUCGGACCCGUCAUGACCUUCGACCGAUUCCAUGAGCAGGUGCAUGUGAGCGAGCUCCGGCGCAAGGACGACGAGAUGUGGUCCAUCCGCGUCCAUGCCGCCGUCCAUCUCCUGGCCAUCGUGGUCGUAGACGUCUUCUUCCACUUCUUCUACAUCCUAACCAUUCCUUCAGACCUGAAGUUUGUGAGCCGCCUCUCGGAUUGGGCGCUGGCUGGCCUGGCUUACUCCAACCUGGUUUAUGACUGGGUCAAAGCCGCUGUGAUGUUUGGGGUGAUCAACACCAUCUCCCGGCUGGAUCACCUGGACCCGCCGCAGCCGCCCAAAUGUAUAACCAUGCUCUACGUCUUUGCCGAAACGCACUUCGACAGAGGCAUUAACGACUGGCUAUGCAAGUAUGUCUACAAUUACAUCGGGGAGAACCACGACAACAUCCUGAGGGAGCUGGCGGCCACCGUCGCCACGUUUGCCAUCACCACCCUCUGGCUGGGCCCGUGCGAGAUCGUUUACAUCUGGUCUGUCUGCAACUGCUUUGGACUCAAUUUUGAGCUGUGGGUGCAAAAGUUCUUCCAGCUGGAGUUCUUUGCCGCAAAGGAGGCCAAUAUGUCAGAAGCAAUGUCCCGCCGGAUCCGGGCCUUCUUUGGGGCAGCCAACUUCUGGGCCAUCGUCCUCUACAACGUCCUUGCCCUCAACAGCUUGGACUUUGCCCUUCUGGUUACCCAGAGAAUUCUCUGGACAGGUUUUCCCAUCAGCACGUUGUCCAUCUGGUUCAUCACUUACUGCGGGGUGCAGCUGAUCAAGGAGAGGGAACGCAUCCUGGCCAUCCGCGAAGAGGAGAAAGCGGAGAAGGAAAAGGUGCACUGAAAAGAGCCAGCAAAGGGGCAGUUUUGGCUCCGUGGCCCCAGGCUGCUCAGCCAAAGCGCCAACCUCUCGCGCCCCCAGCCAGCCCAGAAGCUGCACCUUCACUGUUUUCCCUUUCAGCCCUUUUCCAGUUUAAA
Molecule: messenger RNA, 1945 nt
Organism: Varanus komodoensis (Komodo dragon)
Lineage: Eukaryota; Metazoa; Chordata; Lepidosauria; Squamata; Varanidae
Gene: HHATL
Product: hedgehog acyltransferase like
Exons: 12
Coding region: 297-1811 (504 amino acids)
Biological process (GO): negative regulation of N-terminal protein palmitoylation
Cellular component (GO): endoplasmic reticulum
Molecular function (GO): acyltransferase activity
Source: RefSeq, a predicted model, not a curated record